Molecule: messenger RNA, 153 nt
Organism: Racocetra persica
Lineage: Eukaryota; Fungi; Glomeromycota; Glomeromycetes; Diversisporales; Gigasporaceae
Source: the annotation of a GenBank genome assembly
UGUGUUGAUAGUGAUUUAGAUAUUAGUGAUUUAGAUAUUGAAUCUGAAAAAGAUAAUAGUGAGAAUUCAAGUAUUGUAGAGAAUGAUAAUGAGAAUUUAGAGUCUUUACCUAUAGCAAUUCGAAAAACUUGUCGUAAGAAUUUAAAAAGAUGA